Messenger RNA from Closterium sp. Yama58-4, 1716 nucleotides. Lineage: Eukaryota; Viridiplantae; Streptophyta; Zygnematophyceae; Desmidiales; Closteriaceae. The record is from the annotation of a GenBank genome assembly.
AUGAAUUGUAGGUCUCACCGAACUCCCUGUUUGGCUGCAUCUUCUUUUGUAUAUGUUGCUCUCAUCCCAUCUUCCUGCAUCGCCAUCCGUCGUUGCACUCUUCAACGAGUCUCCCCCAUCUCCCGCUCGCCUCUUUCUUCUCCCCGCCCGCCGCAUUUUGCGCUCUUCUCACCGUCUCGAACAGUUUGCGGCAGAGCUGCCGUGCGACGCUUUGCGACAAUGGCGGCGGGGUAUCAGGAGAGCGACGCGGUGCGGGAAGCCCGCGAUCUUGUCGCGGAGCUGUGCCGUCACUUCUACACCCUUGGAUGGGUCUCGGGAACAGGGGGCAGCAUCAGCAUCAAGGCAAAUGAGCCGGGGAAGACCAACCAAGAGCGCACCAUCGUCAUGGCUCCCUCUGGCGUGCAGAAGGAGCGCAUGCUCCCAGAGGACAUGUACGUGAUGGCGCCUGAUGGGACCAUUCUCGUGGAGCCUAAGGUCAAGCCUGCCCCGCACAAGCCGCCCAAGUGCAGCGAGUGCGGCCCGCUCUUUCUCAAGUGCUUUGAGAUGCGCGGCGCGGGGGCGGUGAUCCACAGCCACGGCAUGGAGACUGCCAUGGCCACCAUGCUCGUCCCUGGCGCUAAGGAGUUCCGUAUAUCUCACAUGGAGAUGAUAAAGGGCAUCGUGGGCCAUGGCUAUUACGACGAGCUGGUGGUGCCCAUCAUUGAGAACACCGCGCGGGAAUAUGAGCUCACAGACUCUCUCGCUGCCGCUAUCGCGGCCUAUCCCAAGGCAACGGCAGUGUUGGUGCGAAACCACGGCGUGUACAUCUGGGGGGACAACUGGAUCCAGGCCAAGACACAGGCGGAGUGUUACCACUACCUGUUUGACGCUGCUAUCCGCAUGCACCAGAUGGGGAUCAACCCGUGCGACCCGCUGCACCUGCCAGCUGCUGCUGGUGCCGCUGCUGUUCCUGCUGCAGCUCCUGCUGCUGGUGGCAAAACCUUUCCGAAGUUCAUAGUGCUGGACAUAGAGGGCACCACCACGCCCAUCUCCUUUGUCUCUCAGGUCCUCUUCCCGUAUGCCAAGUCACAUGUGGGGCAGCAUCUACUCGCCACCUUCGACACCCCCGAGACGCAGGCAGACAUCAUGCUGCUGCGCACCCAAAUCGACCAAGACCUCAAGUCUUCUGUUGCUGGUGCUGAGCCCGUGCCGCCCUUUGAAGCUGGGAAAGAAGCCGUGGUGGCAGCACUGGCGAGGAACGUGGCGGCGAUGAUAGCGGCGGACAGGAAGGUGACGGCGCUGAAGCAGCUGCAGGGGCACAUCUGGCGGGGCGGGUACGAGAAGGGCGAAUUGAAGGGGGAGUUUUUCAGCGAUGUGUUGACUGCGCUCACCCAGUGGCACGCUGCUGGGAGCAAGAUCUACAUCUAUUCGAGUGGCAGCAGGGAGGCGCAGCGCCUCAUCUUCGGCUAUUCCAAUGUGGGCGACCUGCGCCGCUUCAUUAGUGGCUUCUUCGAUACCACCACAGGCCACAAGAGGGAGGCGUGCAGCUACUCGGAGAUCGCGCUAUCUCUGGGUGCUGACUCCCCUGCACACAUCACCUUCUGCACCGACAUUCUUGAGGAGGCACAGGCUGCCAAGCAAGCAGGUCUUCAGGCGGUGCUGCUCUCGCGCCCUGGCAAUGGUGCCCUGCCUGCUGAACCUGGCUUCCCUGUGCUCACCUCACUCACCGACCUCUAG